UUAGAAAGUAGUAUUUGUAUCACCAGAUAUUACGAAAAAUGAAGGAUGACAUGGUAGAUAGGUGUGGUGGUCUUCCAUUAGCUGCAAAGACCUUAGCUGAGAUAAUUUCAACCGAGUUUUUGAAAGAUCCGACUGCAAUUAAGAUGUUUCGCUUGGUAUUCAAUAAACCUGUUGCACCCACCUCAAAGCUCCUGAAGAAACUUAGGACCUAUUCAGGAGUUUAUUAUGCUGAAUUUGUCUCUGAUCACAACAAUGAAGUAGAAGCAGGAGGAAGUUGUGAUCCUGAAAUAGUAGUGGAAGACUUGAAGAAACUUUUCCAAGCAGAGAUCACUCUAAAGAUAGAUAAGAAUAAUACAAACAAGAAUCGAAGAAGAAAGAAAGCCUACAGAAAAAGAAUUUGGUGAAGAGCAACCCAUGGAUUUAAGAAGAAGAAGACAACUAAAUCAUCUCCCUAGAUUUUUUGAAGUGAAUCCAAGUGCACAGGUAUUAGUUCCUCUCUGUUAUCUGUUUUUCAAGUUUGAAAUGUGAAAAAAUGAUGGUUUGUUCUUCUUGAUCCACGAUCUCAAGUGUCAAUUGCAAAGCCAUGUAUGCUAAGCAGGGGUGUAGACGGUUUGCUUUGAUUGGCGUUGAGAGAAAAUUUUGCGCCGAAUUGAAUCCUUCAUUUUGUUAGUUGAGGAACCAAAACCGAUCGCAUACUAUUGUUUAGUUUUAUCAGUUUAGUGUAAAUGAUGGAUUUAAUAGGUGAAUUUAAAAGUGUUACAAAAUUCUAUAAAAUGUCAGUGACUGUAUAAUUUUAAUUGGGAUUGAUACACUUUCUGGUUAUGGGACUCAUAGUUGUGGACCAAUCA
This is a messenger RNA of Camellia sinensis, 848 nucleotides long. RefSeq lists its product as uncharacterized. The record is from RefSeq and is a predicted model, not a curated record. Lineage: Eukaryota; Viridiplantae; Streptophyta; Magnoliopsida; Ericales; Theaceae.